AUGGCUAGUGAGGAAGAGAGUUUUCUUGUCUUAGUGCAUUGCUCUGGGAAAAUCCAAAAAAGCAAAAAAUAUGGUGUGAAGUUCACUGACAGAGAACCACUGAGUGUUUUCAUCAAUUCAUCAAGCACUUUGUCAGAUUUGAAGAACAGCAUCUUGCAGAAGCUUGGGGUAUUUGGUAGCAAGAAUUUUUCGGAGGUCAGAAUACACGAGUUGUUCGCAAAGUUGGAGGUUGGUGUCGAUAGUUCUAGGGCAUCAGCUCUAGUUCAUAGCUCGACUGCCGCGGGAGGUGCGUCUAGUUCGAUGCCUGUGGUCAGACCAUCUAUUCCGCUGGUCGCAUCCCCUUCAUUCGCGGCUGAGUUAGAUCGAAUGGAGGUUGUCGGUUCUGUACCUUUGGAGAAUCCAGGGGUCUAUGAGCAGGCAUAUGAGGUGGGCACCGGUGGUGGCUUGAUUCAUGAUGUGGAAGGCUUUGGAGAACCGGAUCGAGUAGAGAAUGCAAUGUGUGACGACGACUCUGACCAGGAGCCUGUAGAUAUCGUUGGGGACAGCGAUGAUGACACAGGUGCCAAUCCACAUACACAGCAUGGGCAUUCAAGUUCUGGCACUCAACAGUACCCUCCACACUUCUCCACUCUUAACUUGGAGGCUCUGGGUCAACAGGCGGACGGUGGUCCUACAAAUAAAGAUGAGGCUGUCUUGAGUGUGAAGGACUAUAGCAUCCGUCGAGGUGUUCAGUACAGAGUCAUCGAAUCAGAUCAUCCGAAGUAUCAUGAAAAAUGCAAGGAGUUCGGAAAGGGUUGUAGUUGGUUGAUUCGCGUAGCGCUGCGUGCACAAAAGGGCACUUGGGAGGUUAGGAGGUACAACGGGUCACACACUUGCUUGGCAACCUCCAUUUCCAGUGAUCACCGUCAGCUGGAUUACCACGUUAUCUGUGCGAGGAUUCUUCCCUUGGUUAGGGCAGAUGCUGCGGUUACGGUAAAGGUCUUGCAACAAGCUACAGAAGCCGAUUAUGGUUUCAGGCCUAGUUACAGGAAGGUUUGGAUGGCCAAACAGAAGGCAGUGGCACAAAUCUAUGGAGACUGGGAAGAUUCGUACGCGGAGUUGCCACGUUGGAUGCUAGGGGUACAGUCGACCAUGCCCGGGACAGUUACUGUGUUGAAGACUUCUCCUGUUCGACUUGGGGGUGCGGUUGAUGAGUCAACCGUGUACUUUCAUCGACUUUUUUGGACAUUUCCAAGCGGAAACCCGAAUCCAUCAAGCCCACUAGGCCUCAAAGUGGGAAACCUCCAGAAAAUUCAAGACUGUAGAAGUUGUAGUGGCCCAGCCAAGUUAACAACGUUUUUGUUUGUCCCACGACAAAGACAUCUAUACAACCAGGCCAGUGCCGCCGAGCCCCAGCUAUAUCUGCCCAACUUGUCCAACAAUGCCAAAUAA
Messenger RNA from Arachis ipaensis, 1431 nucleotides. RefSeq lists its product as uncharacterized. The record is from RefSeq and is a predicted model, not a curated record. Lineage: Eukaryota; Viridiplantae; Streptophyta; Magnoliopsida; Fabales; Fabaceae.